Molecule: messenger RNA, 8608 nt
Organism: Leopardus geoffroyi (Geoffroy's cat)
Lineage: Eukaryota; Metazoa; Chordata; Mammalia; Carnivora; Felidae
Gene: CENPE
Product: centromere protein E
Exons: 49
Coding region: 107-8146 (2679 amino acids)
Biological process (GO): microtubule-based movement; mitotic cell cycle
Cellular component (GO): microtubule
Molecular function (GO): microtubule binding; plus-end-directed microtubule motor activity; ATP binding
Source: RefSeq, a predicted model, not a curated record
GACGCGGAGUUUGGGAAAUUUUAAACUUAAAGGCGGGGCGGCCGGUGCUCUCAGAAGAAGGGACGCUGAACAACUGUGCCAGUUCCCUGGGAUCUAGCCUGGCAGGAUGGCGGAGGAAGGGGCUGUCGCGGUGUGCGUGCGGGUCCGGCCGCUCAACAGCAGAGAAGAAGCUCUUGGAGGAGAUACCCAAAUUUACUGGAAAACUGACAAUAAUGCUAUUUAUCAAGUUGAUGGCAGUAAAUCCUUCAAUUUUGAUCGCGUCUUUCAUAGUAAUGAAACUACUAAAAAUGUGUAUGAAGAAAUAGCAGUACCAAUCAUAGAUUCUGCCAUACAAGGCUACAAUGGUACCAUAUUUGCCUAUGGGCAGACUGCUUCAGGAAAAACAUAUACCAUGAUGGGUUCAGAGGAUUAUUUGGGAGUAAUACCCAGGGCAAUUCAUGACAUUUUCCAAAAAAUUAAAAAGUUUCCUGACAGAGAAUUUCUCUUACGCGUGUCUUACAUGGAGAUAUACAAUGAAACCAUUACAGACUUACUCUGUGACACUCAAAAAAUGAAGCCUUUAAUAAUUCGGGAAGACUUCAACAGGAAUGUAUAUGUGGCUGAUCUCACAGAAGAAGUUGUUUAUACAUCAGAAAUGGCUUUGAAGUGGAUCACAAAAGGAGAGAAGAACAGACAUUAUGGAAUUACAAAAAUGAAUCAAAGAAGCAGUCGUUCUCAUACCAUUUUUAGGAUGAUUUUGGAAAGUAGAGAGAAAGGGGAACCUUCCAAUUGUGACGGAUCCGUCAAGGUGUCCCAUUUGAAUUUGGUUGAUCUUGCAGGCAGUGAAAGAGCUGCUCAAACAGGCGCUGAAGGUGUGCGACUCAAGGAAGGCUGUAAUAUAAAUCGAAGUUUAUUUAUUUUGGGACAAGUGAUCAAGAAACUUAGCGAUGGACAAGUUGGUGGUUUCAUAAAUUACCGAGACAGUAAAUUAACACGGAUUCUCCAGAAUUCUUUGGGAGGAAAUGCAAAAACACGUAUUAUCUGCACAAUUACUCCAGUGUCUUUUGAUGAAACCCUUACUACUCUACAGUUUGCCAGCACUGCCAAAUAUAUGAAGAAUACUCCUUAUGUUAAUGAGGUAUCAAGUGAUGAAGCUCUCCUGAAAAGAUACAGAAAAGAAAUAAUGGAUCUUAAAAAACAGUUAGAGGAGGUUUCUUUAGAGACUCGAGCCCAGGCAAUGGAAAAAGACCAAUUAGCCCAACUUUUGGAAGAAAAAGAUUUGCUUCAAAAAGUACAGAUUGAGAAAAUUCAGAACUUAACGCGGAUGCUGGUGACUUCUUCUUCCCUCACAUCACAACAGGAAUUAAAGGCUAAAAGAAAACGAAGAGUCACUUGGUGUCUUGGCAAAAUUAACAAAAUGAAGGACUCAAAUUAUUUAAAUGAAUUUAAUAUGUCAGCAAAUGUAACAAAAACACAUAAGGCAGCUGUAACUAUGAUAGGAGAAAUUGAUGAAUCUAUCUCUUCAGAAUCUGAUAUUUUCAGUAACACUCUUGAUCCAUUAACAGAGGUAGAGUGGAAUCCAGCAACAAAGCUACUAAGUCAGGAAAACUUAGAAAGUGAGCUGAAUUCACUUCGUGCCAACUAUGAUAAUCUGAUAUUGGACUAUGAACAACUGAGAAGAGAAAAUGAAGAAAUGGAAUUGAAAUUAAAAGAAAAGAAUGAUUUGGAUGAAUUUGAGGCUCUAGAAAGAAAAGCAGAAAAAGAUCAGGAGAUGCAACUAAUUCAUGAAAUUUCCAACUUAAAGAAUUUAGUUAAGCACGCAGAAGUAUAUAAUCAGGAUCUUGAGAAUGAGCUAAGUUCAAAAGUAGAGUUGCUUAGAGAAAAGGAAGAACAGAUUAAGAAGCUACAGAAAUACAUAGACUGUCAGAAGUCAGAAGAUACAAAAAUGGACUUGUCAUACUCAUCGGAAAGCACUGAAGACCUAAAACAAAUGAAACAGACUCUGCUUGAUGCUGAAGGUGUAGCUCUUGAUGCCAAGAGAGAAUCCGCCUUUCUCAGAAGUGAAAAUCUAGAGCUGAAAGAGAAAAUGAAAGAACUUGCAAAUGCAUAUAAGCAAAUGGAAAAUGAUAUUCAGUUAUAUCAAAGCCAGUUGGAGGCAAAAAAGAAAAUGCAAGUUGAUCUGGAGAAAGAAUUACAAUCUUCUUUUAAUGAAAUAACAAAACUCACCUCCCUUAUAGAUGGCAAAGUUCCAAAAGAUUUGCUCUGUAAUUUGGAACUGGAAAGAAAGAUUACUGAUCUGCAGAAAGAACUGAAUAAAGAAGUUGAAGAAAAUGAAGCUUUACGUAAAGAAGUUAAUUUGCUCUCAGCAUUGAAACCUUUACCCUCAGAAUUAGAAAUAUUAAGGAAAGAGAUACAUGAUAAAUCUGAAGAGCUCUAUAUAAUAAUAUCGGAAAGAGACAAAUUGUUUUCUGAAGUAGUUCAAAAGGAGAAUAGAAUUCAAGAUUUACUUGAAGAAAUAGAGAAAACUAAAAAUGACCUAGCAACUACCCAGAUGAAUUAUAAAAGCACUGAUCAAGAAUUCCAAGAUUUAAAAAAUCAUCUUGAAUUUGAGCAAAAGUAUAAGAUGGUCCUUGAGGAGAAUGCAAGAAUGAAUCAGGAAAUAGGAAAUCUCUCUAAACAAGCUCAAAAACUUGGUUUAAGUUCUGAUGCUUUGAGCACAGAGCUUUGUCCGAAAACCAAAGAACUUCAGCAGAAAGCAACCGAGAGUCAAGAAGUGUUAAAUGAAAUGGAAGAGCUAAAGGAACAAUUAGAAAGUAGAGAUUCUAGGCUGCAAACUGUAGAAAAGGAAAAAGCACUGAUUGCUGAGCAACUUCAGCAAACCUUGGUGGAAAUAAGAACCUUAACCCAAGAAAGGGAUGACCUAAAACAACUCCAGGAGAGCCUGCAAAUUGAGAGGGACCAACUCAAAAGUGACAUUCAGGAUACUGUAAACAUGAAUAUAGACACCCAGGAACAAUUACGAAAUGCUCUUGAGUCUUUGAAACAACACCAAGAAACAAUCAACACACUAAAAAUGAGAAUUUCUGAGGAAACUUCCAGGAAUUUGCAUACGGAGGAAAACUUAGGAGAAACUAAAGAUGAAUUCCAGGAAAAGAUGGCUGACACAGAUAAAAAACAGAAUUUGAAAGCCAAAAAUACUCAAGCACUGAUUGCAAAUGUUGAAGAUAAUGAGCUAACUGAGCAACAGAGAAAGAUAUUUUCUUUAAUACAGGAGAAAAAUGAACUGCAACAAAUGUUAGAGAGUAUUACAGCAGAAAAGGAACAAUUGAAGACUGACCUAAGGGAAAAUAUUGAAAUGAUGAUUGAAAACCAAGAAGAAUUAAGAAUUCUUGGAGGUGAACUUAAAAGGCAACAAGAGAUAAUUACACAAGAAAAGAACCAUACCAUGAAGAAAGAGGAAGAGCUUUCUAGGACCUGUGAGAAAUUGGCAGAAGUUGAAGAAAAGCUAAAGGAAAAGAGCCAACAACUACAAGAAAAACAGCUAAAGCUUCUUAGUGUACAAGAAGAGAUGAGUGUGAUGCAGAAAAAGAUGAGUGAAAUGGAGAAUGUAAAGAAUGGAUUAAGAAGCCAAGAAUUAACAUUGGAACAUAUGGAAAUGGAGAGGCUAGAGUUGGCUCAGAAGCUCCACGAAAAUUAUGAGGAACUGAAAUCCAUAACCAAGGAAAGAAAUGAUCUAAAAGAAUUACAGGAAUCAUUUGACAUAGAGAGAGAGAAACUUCAAGAUUACAUAAGAGAACUCGAAGUUACGGGUCUAGAAACAAAAGAAGAACUAAAAAUUGCUCACGUGCAUCUCAAAGAACAACAAGAAACUAUUGAUGAACUAAGAAGAAACAUUUCUGAGAAGACAGCUCAAAUGAUAAAUAUUCAGAAUGGCUUAGAAAAAUCCAAUACUGAAUUACAAGAAAAGAUCCCAGUGCUUCAUGAGGAACAGGAACUACUGCCUAAUGUGAAAGAAGUCAGUAGUACUCAGGAAACAGGGGAUGAACUGGAACUAUCAAGGAAACAAUCCAAAACCAAGGAUUCAAUGACCCCUGCAUGCAUAGAAAUGGAAAAGCUUGGGUUGACUGAAAAACUUCCAGAAAGUCAUGAUGAAAUAAAAUCUCUAACUGAUGAAAGAGACAACCUUAGAAUGAGAAAAGAAGCAGUUCGGGCUGGACAAGACCAGUUGAAAGAAGACGUUAGAGAAACUUUGACUAAAAUCCGAGAGGCUCAAGACAAACAAGAACGGUCCUUCAAUAUGGAAGAAAAAGACGGCGCACCUGAGAAAAUGAUGAGCGAGAUGGAGCAACUGAAGGAGCAGCUCAAAGCCGCAGAGUCAGCCCUGCAAAGAAUGGACGUGGAAAAGCUCGAGAUGUCUGAGAGGCUUCAGGAAAGUCAUGAUGAACUGAAAUGUAUAACUAAGGAGAGAGACAACACACAAAGGCUGCAAGAAGUUCUUCAGUCCGAAAGCAACCAGCUCAAAGAAAACAUGAGGGAAAUCAUAGCUAAGCACCUGGAAACUGAAGAGGAACUGAAAGUUGCUCAUCGUCACAUGAAAGAACAGGAGGAAACUAUUGAGAAGCUAAGAGUGAAUCUUUCUGAGACGGAAAAUGAGCUGUCCAGCCUUCAAAAAGAAUUAGAAAUAACUAAUGAUGAAUUACAGAAAAAGAUCCAAGAGCUUCAUGCGAAACAGGAACAAUUUAUUACCACCAAAGAAAUCAGUGAGACUCAGGAGAAAAUGAGUGCACUGGAGCAAUUAAAGGAACAACUCAAAGUCAAAGAUUCAUCACUACAAAGUAUAGAAAGCGAGAGGCUCCAGUUGACCGAGAAACUUAAGGAAAGUCAAGAUAAAAUAAAAAUUAUAAUUAAGGAAAGAGAUGAACUGAAAAGGAUGCAGGAGGCCCUUCAAAUGGAGAGAGACCAACUCAAAAAAAACAUUCAAGAAAUUGUAACUGAAGAGUACCAGGAAACCAUUAGUACAAGGACUUUUUCAAAGAAGACAGAUCAAGAAGCAAAUAUUCAGAAAGAUUUAGAAAAUUCAGAUGCUGUAUCACAAGAAAAGAUGCAAGAACUUCAGCAAAAAGAACAUCAGCUUCUUAAGAUGAAGCCUGUCAAUGAGACUCAGGAAAAAAUGUGUGAAAUAGAAUACUUGAAGAACCAAUUUGAGGCCCAAAAGUCAACUCUGGAAAAUAUAGAAAAGGAGAAUGUAAGGUUAACUCAGAGACUUCACGAAAACCUUGAAGAAAUGAGAUCUGUUAUGAAAGAAAGAGAUGAUCUUAGGAGUGUAGAGGAGACUCUCAAAGUAGAGAGAGACCAGCUCCAGGAAAACCUGAGAGAAACCGUAAUGAGAGACCUGGAAAAACAAGAGGAACUAAGAAUUGCUCACAUGCAUGUGAAAGAACACCAGGAAACUAUUGAUAAACUCCAGGACAUUAUUUCUGAGAAAACAGAUGAAAUAUCAAAUAUGCAAACGGAUUUAGAAAACACAGAUACUGCCUUAAAAGUACAGAUCCAAGAACUUCAGGAGAAAGAACGUCAACUUCUUAAGGUAAAAAAUGAUCUCAGAGAAAAUAUGUAUCAAGCAGAGCAAUUGCAGAAGCAGUUAGAGACCCAGAAUUCAACCCUGGAAAGUGUCGAAACUGAGAAGUUAAGGCUGAGUCAGAAACUUCAUGAAAACCUUGAAGAAAUAAGAUGUGUUACUGAGGAGAGAGAUGGCCUAAGAAGAGCAGAGGGAACCCUUAGAAUGGAGCGAGACCAGCUCAGAGAACGCCUCAGAGAAAAAGAGGCUAAAGACCUAGAAAAACAAGAGGAACUAAGAAUUGCUCACAUGCAUGUGAAAGAGCACCAGGAGACUAUUGAUAAACUCCGGGGCAUUGUUUCUGAGAAGACAGAUGAAAUAUCAAAUAUGCAAAUGGAUUUAGAAAAUUCAAACGCUAAAUUACAAGAAAAGAUUCAGCAACUUAAGGCAAAUGAACAUCAACUUUUUAAGUUAAAGGAAGAUGUCAGUGAGACACAGAAAAAAAUGUCUGAAAUAGAGCGAUUAAAGAAACAAUUCAAGGACCAAAGUUUAACUCUGGAUAAAAUAGAAAUGGAGAACUUAAAUUUGGCCCAGCAGCUUCAUGAAAACCUUGAAGAAAUGAAAUCUAUAAUGAAAGAAAGAGAUAAUCUGAAAUUGGAGAGAGACCAGCUCAAGGAAGACCUACAGAAAACUAUAGCUAGAGACCAACAGAACCAUAAAGAGGUAGUAAAAUAUGAAAAAAAGUUACCAUGUAAUGGGAAACACCACCUCACAGAAAGCCUGAGAGACAAGUGCUCUAGGAUAAAAGAGCUUCUGAAGAGAUACUCAGAGAUGUAUAAUCAUUAUGAGUGCUUAGAUAGACUAUCCCUGGACUUGGAGAAGGAAGUUGAAACCCAAAAAGAGCUUUCAAUUAGAGUGAGAGCAAACCUCUCACUUCCGUAUCCACAAAUCAAACAAAUUCAAAAACUUCUUACUGCAAACCAGAGAUGUUCAAUGGAAUUCCACAGAGUCAUGAAGAAACUUCAGUAUGUGUUAAGCCAUGUUACAAAGAUAAAGGAAGAACACCAUGAAUCCAUCAAUAAAUUUGAAGUGUUUUUUAUUGAUGAAGUGGAAAAGCAAAAUGAACUGCUAAUUAAAAUACAACACCUUCAACAAGAUUAUGAUGUGCCAUCCAGAGAAUUAACAGACCUUAAAUUGAGCCAGAAUAUGGAUCUACAUAUUGAGGAAAUUCUCAAAGAUCUUUCAGAAAAUGACUUCCACUGCAUAAAGGCUGAAUUCCAACAAGUGCUAAGUAAUAGGAAAGAAAUGACCCAGUUUUUGGAAGAAUGGUUGAAUACUCAUUUUGAUACAGAAAAGCUUAAAAAUGGCAUCCAGAAAGAAAAUGAUAGGAUUUGUCAAGUGAAUAACUUCUAUAAUAACAAGAUAAUUGCUAUAAUGAAUGAAUCUACAGAGUUUGAAGAAAGAAAUGCUACCAUAACUAAAGAAUGGGAACAUGACCUGAAAUCAGUGAAAGAGAAAAAUGAACAACUAUUUAAAAACUACCAAACUUUGAAGAUCUCCCUGACAUCUGGUGUCCUUGUUAAUGCUGUUACAGAAGACAAUAAGAAUCUUCAUGUUACAUCAAGAGCCACACAAUUAACCACAGAGAAAAUUCAGGAGUUGGAAACUUCACUGCGUGAAGCUAAAGAAAGUGCUAUGCACAAGGAAAGCAAGAUUAUAAAGCUGCAGAAAGAACUUGAGGUGACUAAUGACCUAGUAGCAAAACUUCAAGCACAAGUUAAUGAAUCAAAUAAAUGCCUUGAAAAGACUAAAGAAAUGAUCCAAGUACUUCAGGACAAAGUUGCUUUAGGAGCUAAGCCCUACAAAGAAGAAAUUGAAGAUCUCAAAACAAAGCUGGUAAAAAUAGACCUAGAGAAGAUGAAAACUGCCAAAGAGUUUGAAAAAGAAAUUACUUCUACAAAAGCCACUGUAGAAUAUCAAAAAGAAGUUAUAAGGGUAUUGAGAGAAAAUCUUAGAAGAAAUCAACAAGCGCAAGAUACCUCACUUGUAUCAGAAUGUACAGACUCUCAGCCUUCUAAUAAACCCUUAACCUGUGGAGGUGGCAGUGGCAUCGUACAAAGCACAAAAGCUCUUAUUUUUAAAAGUGAAUAUAUACGGCUAGAAAAAGAAAUCUCUAAGUUAAAGCAGCAAAAUGAACAGCUAAUAAAGCAAAAAAAUGAACUAUUAAGCAAUAAUCAUCAUCUUUCCAGUGAGGUCAAAACGUGGAAGGAAAGAAUCCUUAAAAGAGAGGCACACAAAGAAGUUAAUUGUGAGAAUUCUCCACAGUCUCCUAAAAUGACUAGAACAGCUUCCAAAAAGAAGCCACAUACACCUUCUCAAUGCAAGGAACGGAAUUUACAAGAUCCCGUGCAAAGGGAAUCACCAAAAUCUUCAUUUUUCGAUAGCCGAUCAAAGUCUUUACCAACACCUCAACCAGUUCGCUAUUUUGAUAACUCGGGUUUAGGCCUUUGCCCAGAAGAACAAACUGCUGGAGCAGAGAGAGUGGGUCCUCAGCCAAGUCUUUGGCACACCUCCUCAAGAAAAGAUAUGCCUGAGUGCAAGACCCAGUAGGCUCCUCUACUGUCACUUUCCUGGGGGCCCAGCGUUUCCUGCUGAGAAAUGACUGUGCUUUUACGUUAUGUGCCUAUCCCUGGCAAUGUUACCACAGUCCAACGUAAUUUCAGUUCAGUUUUCACUUUGCCACUAGAAUUGGAAGAUGAAGGAACAGGAGAUUAAUGCAUUCCAAUAAUUUGGAAUGACUGAUAGCAAAACCUCCUUGAAUGUGGUAAUACUUUAGAAAUUGAAUUGUUUUAUUUAUUUAUAUAUUUUAUAAAGAAUAAAAUUACUGAAGGAAAUUUCCAGUCUUUCCAUGCAUAUACAAAAUGUAUUCAUCUUUAUUAAUGUAAUGUUUUACACAUGACUUAGGUAAUUCUAAGGCCUAAUACAUAAAGUGUCAUUUAAUUAACAUUAUGAACUACUUUUUAAGUGCCUUGAACAUUGAAUAAAUGUUUAAUUAGUGGUUCUGAAUCACAA